Suricata suricatta (meerkat) is the source of this 1199-nucleotide messenger RNA. RefSeq names its product gastrula zinc finger protein XlCGF8.2DB-like. The annotation marks the transcript as partial. The transcript has 2 exons. The record is from RefSeq and is a predicted model, not a curated record. Gene Ontology annotation, biological process: regulation of transcription by RNA polymerase II. NCBI's taxonomy places the organism in Eukaryota, Metazoa, Chordata, Mammalia, Carnivora, Herpestidae. Gene Ontology annotation, molecular function: RNA polymerase II transcription regulatory region sequence-specific DNA binding; DNA-binding transcription factor activity, RNA polymerase II-specific. Gene Ontology annotation, cellular component: nucleus.
UGAAGAGAAAGGAGACAGUAGCCUCAUACCCAGCUGUAUUUCCAAACGAAACUGACAGCCUCCUUUCAGAGACGUUUAUAGGAACUUCUAUCCAAAGAGGGUCAGUGGAUGGAUAUAAAGGUAGUGCUCUUGAGGAUGGACACUUAAUGAGAGACCGGAACAAGGAUGGGGACAGUGAGGGGCCUCAAGCAUACCUGGGGACUCCUAUUCCAGACUACGGUGGUGACUGGCAUCCAUGUGGGGAGGUCUCUGAUCCAAGCGCCAACCUCAUUACACGUAAGAGUACACAUUUAGGAGAGAAUCACUCUAAAUAUGACGCAUGUGAGGAAAUACUUAACCAGUCCUCCAGUGCUGGUGAUCAGAAGAGGAUUCAUGUGGUGAAAAGCCCCUACACAUGCAAUGAACCUGGGAACAUACUUAGUCAGUCAUCAAGACUACAUAUCACUAAGACAAUCCAUGCUGGACAGAAAGGUGACGUUUGUAAGGAGUGUGGCAAAGCCUUCAACAGGCACUCAGCACUCAUUCAACAUCAGCAAGUGCACACUGGAGAGGAAGCUUACGAAUGUGAAGAAGGUGGUAAAACCUUUAAUGAUGCCUCAUCAAUGAAUGUACGUAGACUAAUCCGUACAGGAGAGAAACCUUACACACAUAAAAAAUGUGGGAUGGCCUUUCCCCAACACUCACCUCUUACCGAACAUCACAGAACCCAUACUGGAGAGAAACCUUAUCAAUGUGAAGACUGUGGAAAAGCCUUUAAGAGCACCUCAGCCCUUAGUGAACAUCAGCGAAUCCAUACUGGAGAGAAGCCUUACCAAUGUAACGAAUGUGGCAAGUCCUUUACUCGCCAGUCAAGCCUUAAUAUUCAUCACAAAAUCCAUACUAGGCAGAAACCCUACCAAUGUACGGAAUGUGGCAAGGCCUUUAACCAUCCCUCACACCUUAGUAGCCAUCACAGAAUCCAUACUGGAGAGAAACCUUACCAAUGUAACGAAUGUGGCAAGUCCUUUACUCACCGCUCAAACCUUACCAAACAUCACCAAAUUCAUACUAGAGAGAAACCCUACCAAUGUAAAGAAUGUGGCAAGGCCUUUACCCAGUACGCACUCCUUAAGGGACAGCACCAAAUCCAUACUGGAGAGAAACCUUACCAAUGUAAAGAAUGUGGCAAGUCCUUUACUCACCGCUCAAACCUUACCAAA